AAAAUGAUGACAUCGCUAGUAAUAGGAACUCUAAUGGUAUCGAUAUUGACCUUCGGAAUAUUCGGUAAUUUAAAUGUGAUUUAUGCCACAAAGAAGUUCAAAGAGCUGCAAACUCGAAACGGGAUACUGGUCGCAAUUACAGCUUUUUUCAAUUUGGCAAGUUUUUUCUUGUUCACUGUUAAAUAUUAA
This is a messenger RNA of Gongylonema pulchrum, 189 nucleotides long. NCBI's taxonomy places the organism in Eukaryota, Metazoa, Nematoda, Chromadorea, Rhabditida, Gongylonematidae. The record is from the annotation of a GenBank genome assembly.